This is a messenger RNA of Amblyraja radiata (thorny skate), 2041 nucleotides long. RefSeq names its product sonic hedgehog signaling molecule a (gene shha). The transcript is spliced from 3 exons. Gene Ontology annotation, molecular function: patched binding; calcium ion binding. Bases 367 to 1620 code for a protein of 417 amino acids. The record is from RefSeq and is a predicted model, not a curated record. Gene Ontology annotation, biological process: cell fate specification; protein autoprocessing; multicellular organism development. NCBI's taxonomy places the organism in Eukaryota, Metazoa, Chordata, Chondrichthyes, Rajiformes, Rajidae.
GAUACGCCAGACUUCAGGUGAAUUUUCGGAAACUGUUGGUUUUAGUGAGCACAUCAGAAGCCAAUAGCUGCCGUGUGGCCAAUCAGGAUUCGCCGUUGUGCCUUUUGAGGCUAUAUUACAUUGCUGUGCGCCCAGUCUUUCUAGCGCGCCUGUCGACUUCGUAUCCUUAUAGCACAAUUGUCCAUAUUCUACCCCCCCCCCCCCCGCCCCCCCACAUCACCACCACCACCGCCAAGAAGAAAACAACAACAACAGAAUCCGCGGUCACGGCUCCCAAAGCCCGAUGUGCCACCGUUGCCGGGGAUCAGUGGGAACAUUGGAAGACCAGCGAGAUAGCGAGAGCGGCGCAGAAGCCCCCGAACGAACAUGAUGCUAACGAGAAUUGUGUUAGUGGGACUGGUCUGCUGUUCUCUCGUCUCGUCUGCCAGGGCGUGUGGACCGGGCCGGGGUUAUGGGAGAAGGAAGCACCCCAGAAAACUCACCCCUCUGGCCUACAAGCAAUUCAUCCCGAACGUGGCAGAGAAGACCCUGGGUGCCAGUGGAAGAUACGAGGGGAAGAUUACCAGGAACUCGGAGAGAUUUAAAGAAUUGACACCCAAUUACAACCCAGACAUUAUUUUUAAGGACGAAGAAAAUACGGGAGCUGACAGGCUGAUGACACAGAGGUGUAAAGAUAAAUUGAACUCUCUGGCGAUCUCGGUGAUGAACCAAUGGCCCGGGGUGAAGCUACGAGUGACCGAGGGCUGGGACGAAGACGGACAUCAUUCAGAGGAGUCCCUACACUACGAGGGCAGAGCUGUGGACAUCACCACCUCCGACCGGGACAGGAGCAAGUAUGGCAUGUUGGCAAGACUGGCUGUCGAAGCGGGCUUCGAUUGGGUGAACUACGAGUCCAAAGCCCACAUCCACUGCUCGGUGAAAGCAGAAAAUUCAGUGGCUGCUAAAUCUGGAGGCUGUUUCCCUGCCUCAGCGAGAGUCAAUCUGGAGAACGGCGACACCAAACAAGUCAAGGACCUGACGCCGGGAGACCGGGUACUGGCGGCGGACGAGCGGGGCAACCUCCUCUACAGUGACUUCGUCAUGUUCUUGGACAGAGCUGAGGAGGUGGAGAAAGUUUUCUACGUGAUCGAGACACGAGAACCUCGCCGCAAACUCGCCCUCACUGCGGCCCAUUUACUUUUCGUCGGGCACGCUACGAACGAGGGGCAACUCGGACUGAAGGCAACUUUCGCCAGCAAGGUGAGGUCGGGACAGCUGGUGUACAUCACGGACGGAGACAGUCACCGGCUGCGACCCGCCAGAGUCGACAAGGUUUACCUGGAGGAGAUGAUCGGUGCUUACGCUCCGCUGACUAUGCAGGGCACGUUGGUGAUCGACCAGGUCCUCACCUCUUGCUAUGCAGUGAUAGAGGAACACUCGCUGGCUCACUGGGCUUUCGCCCCUGUACGGAUGAGGUACACGGCCAGAUCUUUACUCCUGCCCAGCGACCCACCAGCGGUCAACUGUACUGUCCAAGCAGUUGGGGUUCACUGGUACUCCAGCGCCCUGUAUCAAAUAGGCAGGUGGGUACUGAAUGGCGCGUCCAUCCAUCCUUUGGGAAUGGCGCUAGACUCCAGCUGAAAUGGUUCACCCGCAUCCAGACUUUCACAAACAGAACCCGCUCAAAGUCAAAUCAAACAAAAGCCGAGUUUCCACAAGAAGAUUUCCAUGGGGAUAUUUAUUUCGUUUUUGCUUUAUUUUACCUCCCUUGUUUCUCUUGCCUGUUGUUGAUAUCGUCUUCUUGUUUAACGGAAAAGAAACUGGAACUUUGGAAAGCCUUAAAACUCCGUCAAUAAUUUAUUCCUCGGUGACCCCACCAGAACGGAAACUAUUUUGUGUGGUCAGUCAAGGAGAAGAAUAUAUUUUUCUAUCUGUUUUUUGUCCCGUGCAGCAUUCUACAAACGUUUGCAACGAAUUAUCUUGUUGUUUUUUGUAAUCUCUUCUUCCCGCUCUCAUUUUUUUUUUAAUUUCUCUAGUCUUUUGGACAACGCUACACUUCGUU